Patiria miniata (bat star) is the source of this 1424-nucleotide messenger RNA. Its product is annotated as microfibril-associated glycoprotein 4-like. NCBI's taxonomy places the organism in Eukaryota, Metazoa, Echinodermata, Asteroidea, Valvatida, Asterinidae. Bases 138 to 1205 code for a protein of 355 amino acids. The transcript has a single exon. The record is from RefSeq and is a predicted model, not a curated record.
GCAAUCUAGCAGUUGUGUUAAGAAUACAGCUACCAAAAGCAGUGUGGCAUGAAUUCUUUGUCGUGAUUUCAACUAUCCGGCACACAAAACAACAAAAAAAGCUUCAGCCACAGCGAGGACUUCAAGUUAUCGAAAAAAUGGCCAAACGAAGCUUCACUGGUUUUAAACUGUUUCACACAAUAUCCAUCAUAUGCCAAGGGGCUGGCUUGUUCGUCUCUGGAUUUGAAACUUUGUACACAGGGAAACGCACGUUUUAUGCUGCUGAAAAUCGCGCCCUAAAAGGGUUUGGGUUUGCAAUAAAAACUGUUCGUUCUCGUGUCAUCUGCGGACGGGAAUGCAGCAUGGAUGACCGUUGCAAGUCUUUUAACUUUAACAACUGCAACAACAUGUGCGAGUUGAACCUCGUCACAAGACGAGAGCAUCCUGAAGACUUCAAUGCAACUCAAGGGAGUGUUUACUUUGAUGCAGAUAAGGACACACCUCUCUACUCACUGACUGAUAACUCCUUCAAUCGCUACAGAAGUUGCAAGAUGCUCUUUGAUGCCGGUUAUCGUUCAAGCGGUAUCUACACAAUCUACCCAGAGGGAUUCGGUAAUGGCAGUCUUCGUGUCUACUGUGACAUGGAAACUGACGGCGGGGGAUGGAUUGUGUUUCAGAGGCGACAAGAUGGCAGUGUGGACUUCUACCGUAACUGGACCGAGUACCAGUCUGGUUUUGGCGAUCUGUCCGGUGAGUUCUGGUUGGGCAACGACAACUUGGUGACUCUGACGUCUAAUGAUUCACAAGGAACAUGGGAGCUUAGAGUUGAUUUAGAGGACUGGGAGAACAACACGGCAUGGGCAAAGUACUCAGAUUUCCAAAUAUCCUCGGGUGAGUACAAUCUGAAUAUUGGCCAAUAUGAUGUCAACAGCACUGCCGGGGACUCUCUUGGGGAUCAAAGUAUUUACUAUGGGUAUCACAGAGGACGUGGCUUCACAACAAAGGAUCGUGACAAUGAUGCGACAGAUGAGGAUUGUGCACAAAAAUACAGUGGAGCCUGGUGGUUUGAUGGCUGUUUUUUCUCUCACUUGAAUGGUCAAUAUUACCCAGAUGCAAAUGCAGGUAGCGACAAUGGCGUACAAUGGUCGGCAUGGAAAUGGCAAUAUUCUGUGAAAGCAUGUGGCAUGAAAAUGCGUGAAAUGGGAGCUCAAAGUUGUAUUGUAUAAUAUAAAUUUCGAAAUAUUAAUUUAGUCGGCGCGUGUAAUUACGGAUAAUUGUACAACCAUGAGUAAAAUUGAAUAAACACUGACAAAACUGUGUUUUGCGAUUAAACACAACCUUGAUAUCAGCUUGAAAACAUGCUUAGAAGCUAAACAUUAAGCGCGCAAAUGGAGAACAAGAAAGAGUUGAUAAAGCAGCCUCGACUCCAGGGGCGCGUGCUCGUU